CUGUGUUUUCAACAGAGAGAGAGCCGAUAAGAAAAAUGGCGUCGGUUGGCGACCCAGAGUGGGACACCGGCCAUUCACUUUAAGCUUUCCGCCCCAAAAUUGAGACCGUGGGCUGGUGGGAACUUCUGGGGAACUUUCGCAUGAGCCGUUUGUGUCUCCUUUCCUCGUUUUUCUUCGUUGCGCGUGGCGUCUCGCGGCUCCGAGAUUGAAGCGGAACAGAAGAGGCGCUCUCCAAUAAUGAGGGGCAGAAGAGGAAGGCCGCCCAAACUGGUGGCCGGGAUGCGGGACGGCUCACCCGGGCCAACCCGCGGCUCCCGGAGUGGAAGGGGCAGAGGGAUGCGGGGACGGGGACGAGCCAGGGGACGGGGUCGUGGUCGCGGCUUAACCGACGGCAGUUGUGUCACCGGGUCCGCCGCCGAGGUGGAGACGGACAUUUCGGGCCGAGAGAACUUUCAUUUGUCCCGGGGCCGCAAGAAAGUUGGAGCCGCCGCCGCCGACUCUGAGGGGAGCGCGGCAUCGCGGGGGAGAGGAGGCAGAGGGAGAGGCAGGGGGUCGAGAGGCGGCCGCGGCAGUAGAGGCGGAGGGAGGCGGCCUCCGACCAAGGUGGUGUACGACGACAACAGCGACGAGGAGGACGACAAUUUAAGCUACCGAUCGGAGGAAGAUGAACUCCUGAACGACAACCCUUCGUCCGAUCUUGAAGAAGAAGAAGAAGAAGAUGAAGAAGAGGAGGAGGAGGAGGAGCAGGAGGCCCUGCCAAACGACUUGGACUAUCUGGAGGAACGAGCAGAUGAAGAUGAGGAUAAUGCCAGCCACUGCACGGAGAGUAGUACAAGGAGCCACAGCACGCUCGGGAGCCCCCCAGGUCGACGAAGGAGUCGGGUGGUGCAACCACAGUCUCCUGUCCUUGAGGCACAAGACAUUCCCCUCUUGGAGCUUCCCAAGUCCUCCGAGGACCUCCUGGUUCCUAGCUCACAGCUCCUCAACGUGUCUGCUGUGUACGAGGUUCUCCGCAACUUCGGCACGGUGCUGCGGCUCUCCCCUUUCCGUUUUGAGGAUUUUUGCGCGGCGGUUGCCAGCCAGGAGCAGUGUAUGCUCCUGGCAGAGACCCACAUCUCGCUGCUCAAGGCUAUACUCCGAGAGGAGGACACCUCCAACACCACCUUUGGGCCUGCCGAUGUGAAGGAUUCUGUCAAUUCCACACUUUAUUUUGUGGAUGGUAUGACCUGGCCAGAGGUUUUGCGGGCAUACUGUGAGAGUGACCCGGAAUACCGACACAUUCUCCCGUUCCAGGAAGGAGAGGAUUACCCGUUUGAACCCUUGGAGAGUAAAAUCAAAGUACUUCAGUUUCUUGUGGACCAAUUCCUGGCGACCAACAUCGCCAGGGAAGAGCUCAUGUCAGAAGGCGUAGUAGCCUACGACGACCACUGCCGGGUGUGCCACCGCCUCGGCGACUUGUUGUGCUGCGAGACAUGUGCAGCCGUUUACCAUCUGGAGUGUGUGAAGCCUCCACUGCAGGAAGUGCCGGAGGACGAGUGGCAGUGCGAGGUGUGUGUGGCGCACAAGGUGCCCGGUGUGGCCGAUUGCAUCCCCGAAAUACAGAAGACCAGACCCUUCCUUCGCCAGCUGCCAGUCGGAUAUGACCGGCACAGUCGCAAAUACUGGUUUCUGACCCGCCGCAUUGUCGUAGAAGAAGAUGGGGAGCAGGAGGACAAAACAAUCUGGUACUACAGCACCAAGGUCCAGCUAGCUGAGCUCAUAGAGCACUUGGAUAAGGAUUACUGGGAAGCAGACCUCUAUGCUGCCCUUGAAGAAAUUCGGGAUGAGGUUCACACACACAUGGACAUCACAGAGGACCUAACCAACAAGGCUCGGGGGAACAACAGGUGUUUCCUCAAUGUUGCAAAUGAGGAGAUCCUGGAGCGUCUCCGAGCCAAAAAGGAGGAAGAACUAAAGGAGGUGAAAAGGCAGGUGGCUGAGGAGGCUCAUAAAGCUCGUCUGGAGCAGGAGAAGGACGAUGUGGAUGUGGAGAAGGAUGGUAAUGAAGACGCAAAACUGAUUGAAGGUGAAGGACAACAGGUUGUCAGCGGCAAUGACGAGACCACCAAGGAGGAGAACAAGGAGACAAGUGAAGAUGUAGAGGAAGAGAAAAGUGGUGUUGUCAAAACUGGAGUAGAACACCCAUCAUCAGACUGUGUUCCUGUCACUGGCGAUAGUCUCCCAAGUCUGAGCCAUCCCAACCAGAUGAUUGAGGAGAACAGUAGUAGCAGCAUGGGCAUCAUGGUCCCACCCAGGGGCCCUGAACCUCCGGACCUGGCUGACAAGUCCUCCCAGUCAUCUCUGGCAAGCGUCGAGGACACAGGAGAUGGUAAAGAUUCCACUAAUGGUGAGUGUCUUGGUGGUAAGAAGUCAUCUGCAACUCGUAUGGUGACCCGCUUGAGGAACCCAGAGAGCAAGUUGAGCCAGAUGAAGAGCCAACAGGUGGCUGCUGCCAUUCAUGAAGCCAACAGGGGCUUCAAGGAGGGAAAAGAAAUUCUAGUAGUAAAUGCCCAAGGUGAUGUCACCCGUGUAAGCACACGCAGCAAGGAGGUGGUGAUGAAAGGGACGCUUUGCCAGUACUUUAAGCUCGGUCAGGAGGGGAAAUAUCGUGUGUAUCAUAACCAGUACAGCACAAACACCCUGGCCCUCAACAAGCACCAGCACAGAGAGGAUCACGACAAAAGGCGACAUCUCUCCCACAAGUUCUCCAUGACUCCAGCAGGGGAAUUCAAGUGGAAUGGGUCUAUCCACGGUUCCAAGCUCAUCACCAUCUCUACAAUAAGGCUCACCAUCAUCCAGCUGGAGAACAAUGUUCCAUCUCCAUUCAUGCACCAUAACUGGGCUUCACACAGGACUAACUGGAUAAAAGCAGUACAGAUGUGCAGUAAGGCCAGAGAGUUUGCCCUUGCUCUGGCCAUCAUGGAGUGUGCCAUCAAGCCUGUGGCAACCAUGCCAGUCUGGAAGGACUCACUUGGCCACACCAGGUUAAACCGCAUGACUUCCAUGGAGCGUGAGGAGAAAGAGAAAGUCAAGAAAAGGGAGAAGAAGCUGGAGGAUGAGGAGACGAUGCAACAGGCCACCUGGGUCAAAUACACUUUUCCAAUUAAACACCAGGUGUGGAAACAGAAAGGCGAGGAGUAUCGUGUUACUGGCUAUGGCGGCUGGAGUUGGAUUAGUAAAACCUAUGUCCAGAGGUUUCUCCCAAGACUUCCUGGCAACACCAAUGCCAACUACCGCCAAGAUCUUGAAGGUGCUAAACUUGGCCAGAACUGCACUCUUUUGGACUUGGGUCGACGACCCACUGUCCAUGCGCCUGAAGCUCAGGGAGUCUCUGGCUUGAACAGUUAUAUAGCAGAUAAAGACUCAUCGACACCCUCCAAACCUGCCCCAGACAAUCAGGUGCUAGAUGAUGUUUUGGAGUCUUGUAAAAAGAUUGAAGAGGAAAAGAAAAAAGCUGUGUGUGAAAUGGAAACAUCUGAGGAACUGUCUGUUGACAACUCACCAGCCAAGAUGGAGUUGGAUUCCCCGAACCUGAAAUUAGAAGAUGAGCUAAUGCCCAGUAUUAAGGAAGAGUCUGGAAAGGAGGAGCUUACAGAUGACCCCCUUCGUCCUUUUUACUACGAUGUGGUGGAUGUCAGUAAGGGCUUCCUCACCCGCAUUGCAUUCAAGAAGAAGGUCAAGUCCUCCAAACUUGAUAGCCUGCUGGAGCGGCGAGCGAAGCAGCACACGAUUGAAGAGAAGACGAAGCCAUCCAAACCCAAGACCACUCAACCUCGUUCACCCUCCUCCUCAACACCACCACCACCACUGGACACCCCAGUCCGGGUACGGUCACCACUUAGGCCCAAGGCUCUGGGUCAGACACAGCUCAAAGUGGGCGAAGGAAUUGAAGGUGACAGUCAGGAUGUAGUCUCUAGAACUACAGAAGACUUAGAUGCUCACCUUUCUUCUGUUCCUGAUUCAACACCCAAAGAGAGUUGCAGUUCAGAUACAGAAAGAGAUUCUUCCUCACCACAAAACCAAACCAUCACAUUGUCCCAGAAAUUUGAGUUAGAUUUAGGAGAAAGGACUAUGGGGCCAAAAGAUUGCUCUUCAGAGCAACACACAGCCAGUGCUCAUUUAGAUGCUAUCAAUGAUGGGGUUAUCGAAUGUAUAGGCUCUGAGGUACCUAACCUGGACUCGAGUAGAAAGACGGACUUAGUAAGGACACAAAAGGUUGUUGACCAAAUAAACAACGAGAUUACAUCUCUUCCUAAAUCAACGCAGGAAUGUCCACAGACAUUAAGUUCAGUGGAUCUAGCCACUGAUAUAAAUGGCACGGGGCCUGAUGAAAACCAGGAAAAUAUUCAAGAUGCUGAGGGCCUCACUUCUCCUGCUUCAAUUUCUCCUUUUCCUCAGAUAAAUGGUAAGGAUGGUUUAGGGGGUGAUGUCCUGUUGAGUAACUCUGUGGUAAGUCCAAAUAAUGGCGUGCUGACUAACAAUACCAAGGUGAACAGCAUUCGUCAAGUAGAAGGCGAAGGUAUUUUACAAAAGAACAGCACACAACAAAAACCUUUGGUAAAUGGAGAUUUGGCUCUCAUGAACAAAAGUAUACGUGCUGCAGAAAAGGAGCCGACCCCUACAGAAACAUUUAAGAGUAACAUAAUGACAUUGGAUCAGGAUUACAAACCUUCUCUGAAGAUAUCAAAGCUGGAAAACAACAUAGAUGUUCUUGAAGCUCAUACCCCGAGCUCUCUGCAGCACAACACCUCAUCAGACACUAAAGCCACGCCAGCAGGCAAGAUCAUCAGAUUGGCGCCCUCGCCUAUACCUCCAGCAGAAGAGUCCAGUUUAAGUGAUGAAUUUGCAGAGAAUAGUGAGCGAGAAACGACACCACCGUUGAAGACGUUCAUCACCGAGGUAACAACCACCUCCACAACCACCACUGCAGUGGUUUCCACAGAGACGAGGACACUGCCAUUGAACGCAUCUGUAGAAUCUGCAAUGCCAGUUGUGUCGACAACAGAGAGCGCAGUGUCCACCCUCACUACCAUGACCAGAACGACCGUGACCAAAAUCUCUUCCUCUUGUCUGUCAGAAGACAGCCAGAGUGACAUAAUGGCACAACAACAGGAGACCACCCUUUCAUCCUCCAUCAGUAGAUCAACAACUGACACCAGUAGUACAAUGUCCGUAUCACGUGUAGAAAUAUUCCAGGAUGACUCAACAACCAGGGGCCGAGUACGCCUCCGCAAAUUCUCCCGCACCAAGAAGGUGCGCUCUGACACGGCACUUCCUUCUUAUCGCAAGUUUGUCACCAAGAGCAGCCGCAAGAGCAUUUUUGUGUUGCCGCACGACAACUUGAAGGUGCUAGCAAGGCGGGGAGGAUUCCGUGAGGUGGCCGUGUUCAACUAUAACGCCAAGCCGGCGCAGGAUAUUUGGCCUUAUCCUUCCCCCAGGCCCACAUUUGGCAUCACCUGGAGGUAUCGCCUGCAGACUGUGACCACUUUGGCUGGUGUGAGUCUGAUGCUUAGACUGCUCUGGGCCUGUUUGAGAUGGGACGACAUGGCUGUAAAGCCAUCCGCGGCUGUCGGUACGACACGAACAGAGACGUCAGACACAGAAAUCACCACCACAGAGAUCAUCAAACGGCGUGAUGUGGGACCAUACGGCAUACGCUCGGAGUACUGCAUCCGCAAAAUUAUCUGCCCACUGGGAAAUCCUGAGACACCCAAAGAAACCCACACCCCACAGAGGAAAGGGCUGCGUUCCAGUGCCUUACGUCCCAAGAAACCCGAACCUCCCAAGCAGACGGGCCCCGUGGUGAUCGAGACGUGGGUUGCUGAAGAGGAGCUUGACCUCUGGGAGAUCAGAGCUUUCUCUGAAAGGGUUGAGAAAGAGAAAGCUCAGGCAGCUGAACAAGCCAAGAAACGUCAGGAGCAGAAACCAGGCUCGGUCACUGUCACUCCAACAGGAACACCCGCCGUGACGCCUAAGGUCAUGGUGGCUUCACUGUCAGGCCAGGGUACUCCGACCGCCAAGGUGUUGCUGUCCUCAAAGAUGGGCACACCUGUCAAAUAUCAGCAGACCAAGAACUUUCAGCAGUCGUUUGCCACGUGGAUCAAACAGAGUCAAAACUCCCCAGAGACCACGGUGACCACGACUGGUGGACACACAUUUCACAUUACAGGAACCACGGUGGGUGGGAAGGUAGUGACCACCAAGCUGCCUCUUCCAGCCAACAGCAAGCUCAUCACAGUCAACAUGGGAACUUCACAAGGAGGUGCUGUGCAGCAGAAGGUGUUGGGUAUCAUCCCUUCCAGUACAACGGGUGGUGCUCAGACCUUUAUCAAAUUGCCUCGCACUACCCCUGUGAACAUAAGGCCCAAUAUCGCAGGCACCCAACAGCCGAUCCGGCCUGGGAUGACAACGAUUCGAACCCCAAUCCAGCAGGGCGGACCUAUGGGAAAGACAAUACUCAGAACACCACUUGUGGUCCAGCAAGGUCAGGCUGGCCAACAAGUUGUGAGUCAGAUUUUACAAGGCCAGACAGUGUCCAACUCAGUUUCUGGAGCCAGCCCUGUUGCUACGGUUACUGGCCAGGCCCCAUCCACCCCCGCUACAGCAGGAACGACAUCCGGCCAGGUCAAACUCACCAUUGCACAAAUUGCUCAGCUAAGCCAGAAGCAGCAGGCUGGCUCAGGUGUUGGCUCCCAGCAGGCUCUCACAGUGAUGAUUCAAGGUCAAGGUCAGACCACCGGCCAGCUUCAGGUUAUACCUCACGGAGUCACUGUCAUACCGGGUCCCGGUCAGCAGCUCAUGCAGGCAACUCUACCCAACGGCCAGAUGCAACGCUUCUUAUUCACACCCCCUGCCGCAGUGGCUACACCCGCGCCAAGCACAGCCACUACACCCUCCAGCCAGCCCAACUCCGAUUCCACAAAAACGCCAGCCCAGCCUGCUCAACAGGCAGCUGCCCCAGUUCAACCAGGGGCAGCAACCCUAGCUACCACCAGCACACCAUCUGCAUCCACCCCACAAGGCCAGUUACCCCCACAGACGCAGGCCCACAUGCCCAUUCAAUCUCCCACCUCGCUGCAGGUGACGACACAGGGAGGAACUACACAGCUGCAGCUGCAGCAACCUCCUCAAAUCAUCAUGUCUGGACUGCAGCAGCAGGUCCAGGUGUUGGCCCAGCUGCAGGCUCAGCAGGGUGGCACGUCUUUACCACAGCACUUCAAACUGCAGCUUCCUGUUCAGAUACAGCAGACUGGCGUCACCUCAGCUCAGGGAGGACAGAUCGGAAACGUUGUGACCAUCCAGGCUGCUUCCGUACAGGAGCAGCUGCAGAGGAUCCAGCAGCUCCGAGAGCAGCAACAGCAGAAGAAGAAACAAGCUGCAGAAGCCAAGAAGGAGCAAGCCCUCAACUCUGUCAGCCAGAAGGACAUCAUUCAAAAACAGGUUGUGAUGAAGCAGAACGCUUUGAUUGAAUAUCUGAAGCAGAAGAAGACUCUGACACCUGAGGAGAGAGAAGAGAAUCAGAGAAUGAUCGUAUGCAAUCAGGUCAUGAAGUUCCUCCUGGACCGGAUAGAUAGAGAUGAGAGGCAGGAGGCCAAGAGGAAGAAAAAGGAGGAGCUGGUGGAGUCCAAGAAGAGGUUGGCGAACACCAACAAGCUCGCCUCGCUUCUUUACCGCCACAAAGAGAGCCUGAAGAACGAGAUUUUGAAGAAACGUGCGCUUCUUGAUCAGGAGCUCCAUCUAGAGGCCCAGGAGGAGCUUAAGAAGGACCUGUUGAGGAUGCGCAGGGAGAAAGAGAGAGCAGCAGCACAGAAAGCUGCCCAGGCCGCCGCUGCUGCCUCCCACAGCCAGCAACAACACGUUAAAGCCCGUGUACACAACAUCACCACUCCGCAGCACCACGCCAUCACCGUCACCCCCACACUCAAGAGGAAACGUGACGAGGAGAGAGAGAGUGCAACGUCUGCUAAGUCCAAGAAGAAGAAGAUGAUCACCACCACUAGCACCAAGGACACCAAGAAGGACACCAAACUCUACUGUAUCUGCAAGACGCCCUACGAUGAGACAAAGUUCUACAUCGGCUGCGACCUAUGUACCAACUGGUAUCACGGUGAAUGUGUGGGAAUCACGGAGAAAGCGGCCAAGGAUAUGGACGACUACAUAUGUUUGGAAUGUAAACGGGGCCGGAAGACCACCAAAGAGGAGCUCUACUGCAUCUGUCAGACACCAUAUGACGAAUCCCAGUUCUACAUUGGUUGCGACCGGUGUCAGAACUGGUACCACGGUCGCUGUGUGGGCAUCCUGCAGAGCGAAGCGAACCACAUCGACGAAUACGUGUGCCCGCAGUGCCAGUCGACGGAGGACGCCAUGACGGUCCUCACGCCGCUCACUGAAAAAGACUAUGAGGGCCUGCGGAGAAUCCUGCGCUCCUUAACGGCACACAAAAUGGCAUGGCCAUUCCUAGAGCCAGUGGACACGAGCGACGCUCCUGACUACUAUAAAGUUAUCAAGGAACCAAUGGAUCUUUCCACCAUGGAGGAGAGGUUACAGAAGCGCAAGUACGUCAGGCUAACAGAGUUUGUGGCGGACAUGACCAAAGUCUUCGACAACUGCCGCUACUACAACCCCAGCGACUCGCCCUUCUACCAGUGUGCCGAGGUUUUGGAGAGUUUCUUUGUCCAGAAGCUCAAAGGCUUCAAAGCCAGCAGGUCUCAUAACAACAAACUACAAUCAGCAGCCUCUUAGCGCUCUCUUUUAAAAAACAAAAAAAGAUAAAAAGUAGGAUGCGGAUGACCUUUUGAUUGAUUAAACCUUCCACACCAAGUUGUGAGCCGAGGUCACUUCCAGAUGAAAAACAUCCCCUCAAUUGGAUAAACCCUCCAGCGCCACCACUGCAGAGAGAAAGGAAUUGGAUCACUGAGCCAUCCGAGGUGCCAGCUGGACUUGGUAACAAAGGUUCCACCUUCAGACCGGUGUGGACGAGUGGAAACAUCCUGAUGCCAAAGAAGUGAAACUGCAUGACCAUUUUGGUUAUAUUUGCUUGCAGAUGUGGUCAUUUGAUCAGCUGAUGGUGUUCUGAUGAGAAUUUAGAAGGAAAUAGUGCAAAAUGUUCAGCACUUUGUUCAUUACUGGGCUUCUUUUCAACAUGCGUGACCGUUGCCCUGCGAUUGACUGGCGAGCAGUCCAGGGUGUAUCCUGGCUCUUGCCCAAAGUCAGCUGGUAUAGGCUCCAGCUCAUCUGCAACCCUAAUGAGGACAGUAACUCACCUUAAAAGUGAUGGACAUACGGUGCUGAAUAUUAUAUCUUUACACAAAAAGGCUCAAUUCCGCCAUUUGCCUUUGUUUAAAUAAAUUUUUAAAAUGAUUAAUAUCCCUGACAGUUUUGAGGAAACACAAUCUUGCACCAUUCUGAAGGAAACUUCUAACUUCUAGCAUAAUAGCAAUCUCAACUAUGCAGUCCAUCCAUAAAGUAGUCACAGUGCUUUACUUUUUCAUCAUCAUCAUCAUGUUGGGUUACAGCCUUAUUCCAAAAUGGAACAAAUUAAUGUUUCCUAUAAAAAAAAAAAUUCUUAAAACUAAGAAAUCACUUGUACUGUAAGUAUUCAGGAGGCACGGUGGACAACUGGUCAGCACAUCUGCCUCACAGUUCUGAGGACCCUGAUUCAAAUCCAGCCUUGCCUGUGUUGAGAUUGCACGUUCUCCCCAUGCCUGCGUGGGUUUUCCUCCCACAUUCCAAAAACAUGGCUGGUAGGUUAAUUGAAGACUCUAAAUUGCCCAUCGGUGUGAAUGUGAGUGCGAAUGGUUGUUUGUUUAUAUGUGUCCUGCGAUUGGCUGGUGACCAGUUCAGGUGUACCCUGCCUCUCGCCCACUAGAUAGUUGGUAUAGGCUCUAGCAUGUCCGCGACCCUAGUGAGGAUAAGUGGUACGGAAAAUGGAUGGAUGGAUGCAAGCAUUCACAGCCUUUGUGUAAUAUUUUGGCAGCAAUGACACUGACAGCCUUAAGACUUUUCAAAUGCCACAAGCUUGGCUCAUCUGUCUUUGGUCAGUUCUACCCAUUCCUCUUUGUAGCACCACCGUCAGGUUGGAUGGGGAAUGUCUUUGCGUAGCCAGUUUCAGAUCCCCCUAGAGUUCAAUUGGAUGCAAGUCUGGGCUCUGGCUGGGCCACUCAAGGACAUUCACAAUGUUGUCUGAAGCCACUCCUUUGAUAUCUUGUCUGUAUAUAUUGCUGCAUUCAUCCUUCUCCAAUUCUAACUAUUCUCCCAGAAUACAUCUCCACAUGAUGCUGUGGAUGGAUGAUAUUGUUCAGGAGAUAAGCGCUGCCUGAUUUCCUCCAAACAUGUCUGCCAUUUAGACCAGAAAUGUUUUUCUCUGAGAGUCCUUCAGGUGCCUUUGGACACACUGUGUUAAUAUUACUAAGGAGUGGCUUCCAUCUGGCCACUCUACCAUACAGGCCUGAUUGGUGGUUUGCUACAGGGAUUGGUGGACUGUCAGCUUCUUGGUCACUUCCAUGACUAAGGCCCUUUUCCCCCAAUUGCUGACUUUAGGCGCAUGGCCAGCUUUAUGAUGACUCCCCUGGUUUCCUAACUUCUUCCAUUUACAGAUGAUGUAGGCCACGGCGCUCAUUGGGACCUUGAAAGCAGCAGAAUUUGUAACUUGGGACAACCCUGAAUCGGACUUACUCGUUGACUUCAUUCUUGGUUUGUGCUCUGAUGUGCACUGUCAACUGUGAGACCUUAUAGAGACAGGUAUGUGCCUUUCCAAAUCAUGCCCAAUUAACUGAAUUUACCACAGGUGGACUCCAAUUAAGCUGUAGAAACAGCUCAAGGAUCUUCUUUUCCUUUGGGCUUGUCCCUUUAGGGGUCGCCACAGCGCGUCAUCCUUUUCCAUGUAAGCCUAUCUCCUGCAUCCUCCUCUCGAACACCAAGUGCCCUCAUGUCUUCCCUCACGACAUCCAUCAACCUUCUCUUUGGUCUUCCUCUAGCUCUCUUGCCUGGCAGCUCCAUCCUCAUCAUCCUUCUACCAAUAUAGUCACUAUUUCUCCUCUGGACGUGACCAAACCAUCGAAGUCUGCUCUCUCUAACUUUGUCUCCAAAACAUCGAAACCUCGCCUGUCCCUCUGAUGAGCUCAUUUCUAAUUUUAUCCAACCUGGUCACUCCGAGAGCGAACCUCAACAUCUUCAUUUCCGCCACCUCCAGCUCUGCUCCCUGUUGUCUCUUCAGUGCCACUGUCUCUAAUCCAUACAUCAUGGCUGGCCUCACCACUGUUUUAUAAACUUGCCCUUCAUCCUAACAGUGACUCUUCUGUCACGCAACACACCUGACACCUUCCUCCACCCGUUCCAACCUGCUUGGACCCGUUUCGUCACUUUCUGACCUCACUCACCAUUGUUCUGGACGGUUGACCCCAAGUAUUUCAAGUCUUCCACCCUUGCUAUGUCUUCUCCCUGUAGCCUCAAUCUUCCCCCACCACCCCUCUCAUUCAUGCACAUAUAUUCUGUCUUUCUUCGGCUAAUCUUCAUUCCUCUGCUUUCCAGUGCAUGCCUCCAUCUUUCUAACUGUUCCUCCACCUGCUCAAUGCUUUCACUGCAGAUCACGUCAUCUGCAAACAUCAUGGUCCACGGGGAUACCAGUCUAACCUCAUCUGUCAGCCUAUCCAUCACCACUGCAAACAGGAAGGGGCUCAGGGCUGAUCCCUGAUGCAGUCCCACCUCCACCUUAAAUUCAUCUGUCACACUUACAGCACACCUCACCACUGUUCUGCUGCCCUCGUACAUGUCUUGUAUUAUUCUAACAUACUUGUCUGCCCUCCAGACUUCCGCAUGGAGUACCACAGUUCCUCUCUGGGUACUCUGUCAUAGGCUUUCUCUAGAUCUACAAAGACACAAUGUAGCUCCUUCUAAACUUCUCUGUACUUUUCCAUCAACAUCCUCAAGGCCAAUAAUGCAUCUGUGGUACUCUUUCUAGGCAUGAAAUCAUACUGUUGCUCGCAAAUACUCACUUCUGUCCUGAGUCUAGCCUCCACUACUCUUUCCCAUAACUUCAUUGUGUGGCUCAUCAACUUUAUUCCUCUAUAGUUCCCACAGCUCUGCACAUCACCGUUGUUCUUAAAAAUGGGCACCAGCACACUUUUCCUCCAUUCUUCAGGCAUCUUUUCACGCGCUAGAAUUCUAUUGAACAAGCUGGUCAAAAACUCCACAGCCACCCCUCCUAGAUGCUUCCAUACCUCCACAGGAAUGUCAUCAGGACCAACUGCCUUUCCAUUUUUCAUCCUCUUUAAUGCCUUUCUAACUUUGCCUUACUACUCAUUGCCACUUCUGGUCCACCACACUUGCCUCUUCUACUGCUCCUUCUCUCUCAUUUUCCUCAUUCAUCAACUCCUCAAAGUAUUCUUUCCAUCUAUCUAGUACACUACUGGCGCCAGUCAACAUAUUUCCAUCUCUAUCCUUAAUCACCCUAACCAGCUCCACAUCCUUCCCAUCUCUAUCCCUCUGUCUGGCCAGCCUGUAUAGAUCCUUUUCUCCUUUCGUGUCCAACCUGGCAUACAUGCCAUCAAAUGCCUCUUGUUUGGCCUUUGCCACCUACCUUUGCCCUGUGUUGCAUCUCAAUGUAUUCCUUUCGCCUCUCCUCUCAGUGUCCCACUUCUUCUGAGCUAACCUUUUUCCUUGUAUGAUUUCCUGUACUGUGAGGUUUCACCACCAAGUCUCCUUCUCUCCUUUCCUGCCAGAAGAUACAUCAAGUACUCUCCUGCCUGCCUCUCCGAUCACCUUGGCUGCAGUGGUCCAGUCUUCUGGAAGCUCCUCCCGUCCACCGAGAGCCUGUAUCACCUCUUCCCGAAAAGCUGCACAACACUCGCCCUGUCUCAGCUUCCACCACAUGGUUCUCUGCUCUGCCUUUGUCUUCCUAAUCUUCCUCCCCACCACCAGUCAUUUUACACACCACCAUCCUAUGCUGUCUAGCCACACUCUCCCCUACCACUACUUUACAAUCGGUAACCUCCUUCAGAUUACAUCGUCUGCACAAGAUGUAAUCCACCUGCGUGCUUCUACCGCCGCUCUUGUAGGUCACUCUAUGUUCCUGCCUCUUCUGGGGAAAAAAAAAAGUGUUCACUACAGCCAUUUGCAUCCUUUUUGAAAAUUCUACCACCAUCUGUCCCUCCAAGUUCCUUUCCUGGAUGCCGUACUUUCCCAUCACUUCUUCAUCACCCCUAUUUCCUUCACAUAACACAUAACACCCUCAAUUUCAAGUUUCACCCUCAUCACUCAAUUUGAUACUCUUCUUCACCUCCAAGACAUUCUUAGCCAACUCUUCUUUUAAAAUAACCCCGACUCCAUUUCUCUUCCCAACUACACCAUGGUAAAAUAAUUUAAACCCUGCCCCUAAACUUCUAGCCUUACUGCCUUUCCACCUGCUCUCCUGGACACACAAUAUACAUAUAUCAACCUUUCUCCUAAUCAUCAUGUCAACCAACUCCCAAGAUUUUCCUGUCAUAGUCCCAACAUUCAAAGUCCCCACAUUCAGUUCUAGGCUCUGUGCUUUCCUCUUCUCUUUCCCGCUUUCCACCUCCUUCGACUUCGACCCACAGUAACUGAAUUUCCACCGGCACCCUGCAGGUUGAUGGCGCCGGUGGCGGACAUUGUUAACCCGGGCCACGACCGAUCCGGUAUGGAAUUCUUUAGAUGAACGCUCAUAUUUGUUUGGCACAGUUUUAAGACGGUUCCCCUUCCUGACGCAACCCUCUGCAUUUAUCCGGACUUGGGACCGGCCUACAGUUUGCACUGGCUUGUGCCCCCCAUAGGGCUGCAUUAGAAACAUCUCAAGGAUGAUCAGUGGAAACAGAAUUCACCUGAGCUCAGUUUUGAGCUUCAUGGCAAAGGCUGUGAAUCCUUUUGUGCAUGUGAUUUUAUUUGUAAUAAAGUUGCAAAAAUCUUUUAAAAAAUAAUAAUUUUGUUAUCAUGGGAUGAUGUAAUGUGGGGGGGGGGUCAAUUUUAGAAUAAAUAACAUUACAUGGAAAAAAUGAAGCGCUGUGAAUACUUUCUUGGAUGCUCUGUACAUUUACAAUACUGGAUUUGCCUUUAUGGAAUCCAAUGAAUACGUUUGGUCAUGGGACAUGUCAAAAUGUAAAAAAGGUAAAUGAAAAUGUAAUUUUUUUUUUAAUAGCUUCAAGGGGGCACAGUGUACGACUGGUUAGCACAUCUGCCUCGCAGUUCUGAGGACCCGGGUUCAAAUCCGGCCUCGCCUGUGUGGAGUUUGCAUGUUCUUCCCGUGCCUGCGUGGGUUUUCUCCGGGUACUCCGGUUUCCUCCCACAUCCCAAAAACAUGUAUGGUAGGUUGAUUGAAGACUCUAAAUUGCCCCCAGGUGUGAAUAUGAGUGUGAAUGGUUGUUUGUUUAUGUGUGCCCUGCGAUUGGCUGGUGACCAGUUCAGGGUGUCCUCUCGCCCAAAGAUACCUGGGAUAGGCUCCAGCACGCCCGCGACCCUAGUGAGGAUAAGCAGUAUGGAAGAUGGAUGGAUGGAUGGAUAACGUCAAUAAUAUCCAUUUUUGUGUGAUUUCCACCUAAACGAAGAUUGUUCUUCAAAUGAAAAUCAUUAAUUUUGCUCGUCUAAAGAAGUUUUAACUUUUUUCCCCCAUUUACUAAGUUUUGUUUUGCUCAAAAUGCAUCCAAAUUCUCAUGAACGCUCAACCUGCAGCAUUUCACUCAAGUAGCGUCCUUUAAAGGAGAAUGACCGUUUUACCACUUUGACUGUCGUGGUGAAUGGUCCACAUACCGAAAUCCCUGCUUAGUGCAGGCUUAAUAUCCGUGUAACACGAGGCCAUUGUUUAGUUUUCUAAUUUUGGAAUGCCUCUGAGCAGCAUCCUAAUGAGUGGCGUGGGAGGUAAUCGUUAACAUUUUUGUCUCACGGUGUUCUGUCCAUCAGAUAGGCCCAGCGGGGAAUGUGUCUGGAAAAGCGUCAUUCCGACAAAAUUCCUUGGAGUCGUCUUCCUGACUUAAGGCCUCAUGCAGCCCAAUUGGUGCCACAUGCUCUGACAUUCCCGUCAAUAUUUUCCCUGUAGGAUUAGCAUCAUUGCACUUCAUUACCUUAGGAAAACAAUCUUCCUUAUUUAAGUCAUUUAGGGGGUCCUCGUGUUCUCCCAAAUCAAUUUGCUGUGACUGACCCACAGGUCAUGCUUUUCCACUCUUUUUCACCUCUUUCCCCUUUAUUAGACUCUUUCUAACAAAGAGUCACUUCCACAGAAACAGGAAGUUGGGGAAAACUAUUCAAGCCUUGGGAGAGGGUUUAAUUACCCACAUGUACUGUAAAUGCAUCCAAAGAAAGUUGUGUCCAUUCUUUCCAUCAGCCACUUCCUGCAGCAUACUUGACUGAUGUCAGCUCACCUGUCUCUCAACUCUCGUUCAAAGCACUCCAAUAAUUGAUCAUUGACAUUUCCUCUCAUCAGCUCAAUUACGCUGUGAUCUGUGGCUCCAAGGCAGGGAGGAAAACGACAAGCAUGGACUCAGUCGACUUUCUAUCCUGGUGUUUUUACACAAAACAAUCUUAACGCCAUUUGUCAGAUAUUUGAAUCUUGUGAUUGUCUUAUUUGAACGGGGCGAGCAGUCACAUGACAGAGUUCCACUUCCACUCUUUGUGAUCCUUGCUCAGUGAACGCCUGCUGUCCAAAUCUUUAGAGAUUUUUAGACUUGUACAAACUUUAGUUUUUCACACUUUCAACCAGCAACUAAGCCCACUUGUACAUUUGAAAUAUAUUUCCUCUUUAAUCGAAGUGAAUGCUAUUUUUUAUUUGUGAAGUUGCCCUUCAUAUUGAAAGUGGUAGAAUGAACGCAGUAAUUCUUGUGAAGAAUUAUUUUUUGUAAGAAAGCAACCGGUCCAGCAUAAUAAUGAUGUACAUGUAUAUUGACAUUGCAUUUCUUGUUUUAUUUAUUAAUAGAGACAAAUGGUUCUUAAGGGGUUUUUUUUGAGUAAUGUUUAAAGAAAUGUAACUGCAGAGGAAAAGUCUCUUUUUUUACUUGAUAGGACAUUACAGUGUAGAUAAUAAAGAACAGUUUUUGACACCUGCUUUCUAUGGUGUUUCAUUGAAUCAUAUAUGGAAACUUGUGAGCUAGAAGUGCCUCAAGUAUCCAAAAUAUGCAUUACCGGUACAAGUUUUACAGCCUCUUUCCUUGAAAUAUCUCAGUUGUACAAUACUGUGCCAAUGCAUGUGACUAUAACUUACAGUAUCUGCUUAUGUAAGACAGGGUAUAGGACCUAGUACAUAACCUUGUGGCACACCGCAAAAACAACAUAAAAUGCAUUAGCUGUAUUCUUUUUCAUUGACAUCUUCGUCAUUAAGAUAUAAACUGCUAAAAUGUGUUUUCCAAUGUAUGGCAAACUAUGAAUGUAGGACGUAACCUUGUGUGUGCCCACCACAAUACAUAGGGUAGAGUAUUUUUGGGCACCUCCUGCAUUAAGAUAUGAACCAUGAAAAGCACUCCUCAUGUAAGACAAGCAAAGUCGGACCUUGGACCUAACUUUAGGGCACACCAGAAUUCUUGAAAUAUACUGUAUCACUUCUCGUGUAUUAGUUGUUAAUUUGUUAUAUUUUCUGACUAGAUAAAGCCAAUACAGCUUACUUGCCAAACAUGGUAGGGGCCAAGGAAAUAACCUUAAGCACAACACAAUGCAGGUAAUGGCUUACUGUCAUUGGCAUCUCCUGCAUUAAUGGCUGAAGUAACUACCUACAGUACACUUUAAAGAAAGUAGAGCUUUGGACAUAACAUUGGUGCACACCACGGGAAAAAAAUGACAUUUGUCAACAUAUGCUUUUUUUUAAUCAACAUGAGAGAUGUCAAAUGUACUGGUAUUCAGUACUAAACUAAAAGUACUGAUAAUUGUCCAAAAAACAGCUCGAGUAAAAGUACUGAACUGAAGUAAAAGUAAAAAAAAGUACACUUUUAAAUGUACUUAGGUAAAAAAAAGUAAAUGAACAUUUUUAAACCCAGUAAUAAAAUACAUAUAGUGAGAUUUUUGUAUCUCUCCAGAUGAUUGGCAUGUAUGCUUUCUCUGAACAAAAAUAAAAACAGGUAGACUUGAAUGAAAAGAAGAACAUUUAUUUGCACUAUUGAAAUACAUUUAUAUACAGCAAAACAUAAGUAGUUAAAAAAAAGACGCUAGGGUUUGCUUCAAACAUUUAUUUGGCCACUGCCAAACAGGAAAAGGGUUUGACUGAAACUAGCAAAUUACGGCUUUUUUCAGUUUUGUUUUGGCAGUUGGCAAAUAAUAUCCAUCCAUUUUCUGGACCGCUUCUCCUCACUGGGGUCGCGGGCGUGCUGGAGCCUAUCCCAGCUGUCAUCGGCCAGGAGGCGGGGUACAAUCGCAGGGCACACACCAGCCAAUCGCAGGGCACAUACAAACAAACAACCAUUUGCACUCACAGUCACACCUACGGGCAAUUUUAGAGACUCCAAUUAAUGCAUGUUUUUGGGACGUGGGAGGCAACCGGACUGCCCGGAGAAAACCCACGCAGGCACGGGGAGAAUAUGCAAACUCCACACAGGCGGGGCCGGGGCUUGAACCCGGGUCCUCAUAACUGUGAGGCUGACGCUCUAACCAGCCGUUCACCGUGCCGCUUGGCAAAAAAUAUAUUCAACAAAUAUGAUAUAUUAAUGUUCAAACAUGACAAUUCCCUACCAACAACAAGCCAGCUUUCUAAAAAAAAACUAACGUGGUUCAUUCAUUGCAGACACUUUUGGGGAAAAAAAAAAUAUCCUUACCUAUGAAAGGUUUAUCCCAGUACGGAGUUCCCCUGUUGUGAUUGUACGACGUACUUUGUACUUCGUUACUUCCCACCCCUGAUCAACAUAUGUAUUAAUGCUGCAUUUGAGAAAAAUGGCAACUCGGAUUUAUCCCAAUCGGAUUGUACCAGUUCUGACCUCAAAGCGUUCCAGGCCAAUGUAAACAACAAAUAUGGCUGAUAGCGAAAAAUGUUUUUUUUUUUUUUGGUUGUGUAUAUUUGUAAGCUAUAUAGGCCUAUAUACAAUCAUAAUUUGCUUUAUUUAUGUAAAUAAAGUUAUAUCUUUCAUACAUUCAUACCUUUUACCGAAUAACUUAAUGCAAGCAGAGAAGGCAUAUCCUCACGCAGUCAGUACAAAUUACUUUGGGUUAUGUGAAGUUAUGUUAAAGAAAGAAAGAUGGAUGAAUAUAUUUUUAUAAUCCAGUAAAAUUAUGUUUUACCAUUCACGGUCUGUGUCUCCGUGGGAGCCAUUGUCGAGUAACUCAGUGAAGGCGGGUUAGAUAUUUUCAUAAUCACCUGACCUGAAAAUCUAUGGAAAGAACUGAAACUCAAAGUCCAUAGAAGAAUCCCACGGAACCUUCAAGAUUUGAAGACUGCUUGUGUGGAGGAAUGGGCCAAAUUCACACCAGAGCAAUGCAUGUGACUAGUUUCUCCAUACAGGAGGCGUCUUGAAGCUGUCAUUGCAGACAAAGGCUUUUGUUACAAAGUAUUAAAUAAAUACCAUUUGGUGUGUUCAAUACUUUUUCUCUCUCAUUUCACAUUAUUCCACAUAACUUAAUUUCUGAUCUUAUUUGUUCUACUUUCUUGGUAUGUAUGGAUUACUUGGGUUGUUCCCAACAUCUGGUGAAAUGUCCAUGUCAAUAGCACCUUUGGAAAUAUAUUUAGUGAGAACAAUGGUGACGUGUUAAAUACUUAUUUCAGGCGCUGUAAAUCGAUCUUGCCCGCCCGGGAGCUCAGCACCCCUCAACAUUUGAUCCUAAAAUCGCCCCUAAGAUUCAGUAAACCGCUUAAAGACCUGUAACACGUGCCCAUGUAAGGCAAACAAAGUAGGGCUUCAAAUGUAACUUUGGGGCACCCCGCAAUAGAUGAAAUACAGUGGAACCCAAGUUCGCGAGUUUUGAAACUGCUAGAUUUGAAUGUAGCCUCACUUCACGAAACCAUCCCCCUCGGGUCUCUGAACUGAGCCAUGCCGCUCACUGACGUGCACUGUAUGUAACGUGCAAAGUAAACAAGCCGAUGUUAGCCACGGCUGCUACAUUGGUAACGUGACUUAUUCGUAAUAGUGUUAGUGUAACACUAAAUUAUCAGUUUGAAGUUAUAUUUUUGUAAAUGUACAAUCUGUUGAAAAUCAAAAAGAGGUGAUAGUCCUACCUGUCAAGCAGAAAUGUUACUUGGGUCCAAAGCCUCUCAGCCACUGACUGGUCUCUCUGAAAGGCAGAUCCAGUGAUCACACUGUUGUGUCUUGGGCUCUGUCCAAUUCUCUCUUUGUAACUUUUGUUGCUAACCGGAGGUGAAUAUUCCGCCAUAGUUUCAGCAAAGCUCCUCAAGCCCAACGUACCCGACAAUGGCACCCGUAAAGGUGUUAAUGUUGUACUAUGGACAGGUUGAUUGUAAAAUUCAAUUGCCCUUCUGGGAAUAAUAAAAGUAUUCUGAAUCUGCAUUUUAUGGUUAUCCUGAAAUUGAAAGAAAGCCAAUUAACCUUAACUUUUUGGUCCAGUUAAUGACCUCUUACAUAAUGGCAUCCAUCUCUUGUGCU
This is a messenger RNA of Phycodurus eques (leafy seadragon), 19556 nucleotides long. Its product is annotated as nucleosome-remodeling factor subunit BPTF-like. Gene Ontology annotation, molecular function: RNA polymerase II cis-regulatory region sequence-specific DNA binding. Lineage: Eukaryota; Metazoa; Chordata; Actinopteri; Syngnathiformes; Syngnathidae. The coding region runs from base 238 to 8781 and encodes 2847 amino acids. The record is from RefSeq and is a predicted model, not a curated record. Gene Ontology annotation, biological process: regulation of transcription by RNA polymerase II. The transcript is spliced from 35 exons. Gene Ontology annotation, cellular component: NURF complex.